AUGGUGAAGCGGUGCGAGAGCAGUGAGGAGGGGCGUUGCGGGGUGCAGGCGGAUGUGAUCGUGCUGGGCCGCAGUCUGCCCGGCAUCGUCACCGCGCACAAGCUCAAGAUGAGGUUCGGCGACAGCCUCGACGUGGUCGUCAUCGACCUGCCCCGCCCGCCCAAAGGCGUCUCCAAGAUAGACAUGGUCACGUUCUACGACGAUGAUGACAAUACGGACGAGAUUGAUAAUAAUGCGACGCAACAGAACCUCGACAGCUACUCCCGCCGCUUCCUCCUCAUGUACGCCAAGGAAUUUAAAAUCUCCAUACCUGACGAAGUGCUCAACCCACUCAAUGUGCCGCACACGCACAACAAAGUGUUCGAACACACUAACGGCAGCACCGUGCCCUGUAACAACAAUUUCCACGACUUCGAAUACCUCACGGUACUCGAGAAGUUCGAACUGAACCAGUAUCAGCGUUUGAUAGACGAGCAUAUGAUUAAUUUGUUUUGCGUUUCGAAAACUCCUUCCGCGUCCGAAAGGAAGCAGCUCCUGUACUUCGACAGGACGACAAUGGAGCGACACAUCUGCGGCGCACUGCUGUUCCCGACUUCUCGGGAGAUCAUGCGGAGCAUAGUGCGACUGGUCUGUGGUGUGUCCCCGAGCUCUGUGUCCGUCUUGUUCUACCUUCACCAAUGCUACAGGAAUGACGGCUGUCGGGACUACAUUGACGGCAACAACAUGAAGUUGCGGGAGAAGCUUCUCGGUUACUACAGGAAGCUGCUCGCCCAUAAACUUCAGGAGAGCGUAGCCGACAUCACGCUGCAAGCAAACUCUAUCAAGAACAUCCGUACGUACUCACACGAGCAAGUCAUUUUAGAGACGCGGGACGAGGACACGUAUGUGUGUAGGCUACUGGCGAUGGCGCUUCGGCCCGACGAGCUGCAUGAUAUCGACGUGGAGCCGCUUCUGCUGUCCCCGCGGCACGCCGACAUCGUGCAUUUCAUGCUACCCGGUCGUCUCAAGAAGUUCAAGAUUCGAUACGAGACGGACUUUUGGAGGAGAGACGGCUUUAGCGGUGAAAUACUCAGCAUCCGAGGACCUAUCGUGUGGGCAAUAGAGCGGCCGAUGUUAUCUGCCACGGGAAGCAAGAAGCGGUUGGCCUGUUUGGUGGGUUUCCUCAAGGCCGUGAAAUACGAAUUACAUAAACACGAUUCUAAAGCUGAGGUCAUCGAGCAACUGGUGAAGUUGUUCGGAAACGACGCGGCGCACCCGGUGAACUACAGAGAGAGCGACAUCGAAGAUUUGUUCGUACCCAGGUGUGGGGAUUACGUAGCGUUAAAGAAGUGGACGGAAGAGGAGAACGUUAGAUUCGUGGAAUGGGGUACUUUGGACAUGUACAGAGACGGCGACAUAUCGGGAGCGCUGGAGGCGGGGCACAGCGCGUACUUACGCGUGUCCAGCCAGCUUCGGCCACAGGGUGCUACUUACGAGGAAGUCAGCGCAGUAGACAUACGCACAAAUGUGUACGGAAAUUUCUUUACCAGACUCACGUCCAAGGUCAACUUCGUAAGCGGUUUGUCACUCGUAGCGUAUACUGCCGCCCUGUACGUAGGCAUACGUCUCAUAAAAUCUUAUAUGAAUAAAACAUAA
Messenger RNA from Papilio machaon (common yellow swallowtail), 1635 nucleotides. It is a transcript of the gene shps, whose product is annotated as putative flavin-containing monoamine oxidase AofH. NCBI's taxonomy places the organism in Eukaryota, Metazoa, Arthropoda, Insecta, Lepidoptera, Papilionidae. Bases 1 to 1635 code for a protein of 544 amino acids. The record is from RefSeq and is a predicted model, not a curated record. The transcript has a single exon. Gene Ontology annotation, molecular function: oxidoreductase activity.